This is a messenger RNA of Diversispora eburnea, 192 nucleotides long. The record is from the annotation of a GenBank genome assembly. NCBI's taxonomy places the organism in Eukaryota, Fungi, Glomeromycota, Glomeromycetes, Diversisporales, Diversisporaceae.
AUGGCUGACGACACUAAACAUUCAAACAGGUAUCUUCCUUGUAAUUCUGAUCGACGAGUAGCAACUUUAGCACGUAAAAGAAAAGAAUUCGAAGAUAAUGAAAAUCCAGAAAUUUAUGAUCCAAGUAAUCUUCCCAAAGAAGCAUUAAAUAUUAUUGAAGCAUAUAGUUUUGGUGUUUAUCUAAAUUACUAG